AUGCAGACAUCGCAACCUGUGCCUUCGCUACGCCCUUUGCGGCCUUGGCCAGAUGGAGAUGGAGGAGAAGGUAAUCCUGGUGGGAGGAAGCCUAAUUCAAGGCUGCCCAAGAAACGCGUCGUGGUCGCGGAAGCGUGCAAGCUGUGUCGAAAGGUGAAAGUCAGGUGCAGCGGAACUCGUCCUCAGUGUCACCGAUGCGAACAUGUCAACGCCGAGUGCGAGUACAAUACAACAAACGUCGGAGAAACGCGAACCGAGGCGAAUAAACGCAGACUCAACGAACUAAGCCUCCACGAGGAGCUCGUUCAAAUUCUACGCACAAGAGACGAAAACACCCUCAGCUCUGUCCUGCAGCGUCUUAGAACUGGGCAGGAUGUCGGCGCUCUAGUGAGACUCGUACACGACGGGAAUCCGUAUAUCGACUCGCUUCUACACCGUCGGACCAUCGCCCACACGUCGAGUCCACAACCGAGUGAUUCUUCUCUUGGCCGUUUGAGAGUUUAUGACACUCCAUACCAUGCCGCAACUCUGGUGGAGCCUCGCCUCGAUCAUAUUGUCCAAAGUUUGCUCAAGACAUACUUCAAGUGGGAGUUUCCCUACAGCUGCUUCUUCCACCUUGACAGUUUCCUUGACGACUUGGUGUCAGGCCGGGAGAGAUACUGCUCUUCUCUCCUGGUCAAUGCAGUUCUUGCAACUGCAUGUCAUGGUCAACACGGACUACUUGACCGCUCCUCCUUUUGGAAGCCGCAGACUCUUGGCUACCAGUUCAUGACUGAAGCUAAACGGCUUUGGGAACUCGAGAGAGACUCGAGAAAACGCAUCACGACGCUCCAAGCUGGUGGUGUGAUAUGUGUCGCAUGCAACAUGGACGGCAUAGACAAAGUCGGGGCAUCCUACUUGGCUCAGUCGAUUGCCAUGGGCGUUGAUAUGGGACUCUUUUCCGGUACAUUUGAAUCACGGAGUUUGAGGCAGCGGACGGUGUAUGCCAUGACGGCCUGGAGUCUGUUCUCAUGGCAGGCUGUGCAGCGGUUUCAUUUCUACCUUGAGCCGUUAAUCCCAAACCCCCCGGUUUUUCAGUUACCGGUCGAUCUAGGAGAGAUAUUCGUCUUGUAUCCUCAAGCACAGUCGCCGGUACCCAUUCAGCACAGCUCAGUCUUUCGGGCAAUGGCUGAAUUUCGCACCAUCAUGAACGAGAUCGGAAACCGUACUUUUGGCCCCGGAAAGGCUCAAGGUCCCGUGAGCCUCGCUGAAGCUCUGAACUAUCGUGCUAGGCUUUUGGGAUGGAUGCAAUACCUACCGGCUGCUCUGUCGCCUGGUCAGAUUGUCCUUCCAACGCAGCUAAAGCUUCACAUGCAUCUCUAUAAUCUCAUGAUAAACUUGUUUGAGCCUUUGGUGGGCACUGUGCCCUUUGUUGAAAACAUGCCGUCUCCAGAAGAUAUCGUUACUUCAUCAAGGACAUGCAUGGAUUCCAUCAUUCGUCUUUACUACGUAAGACACGGCUUUGAGCACUGGGACACCAUGAUGGUCAUAUAUCUUCUCUUCCUGGGCUUCACUGCCCUAAAGACGUUGGCCGUUACCGACCGCGAGGACCACGACGCUGUCCUUUCCACUGUGGUGCUGUGCGCCAAAGGUCUCCGUGACCAGAGUCGAUGUUAUUACAUCGCCGAGGCCAUCUUCAUGGUGUUGCGGGAUAGCAUGGACCCUAGCUCUGCGCACCUUUUGAAGGACUUUGCCCAUAUCGAGCAUGAGGAGGAGAGGAAGCAGCUUGUGGCGACUCAGGUUCAAUCCGUCUUUCCCAUCAACAUCAUCAGCAUUGCCGAUGAUCCAGAGAAGCAGAGGCUAAGCAAACUGGUGGAGGCGUAUACGGGGCUUGGUUUGGAUAGUGGCGCCGAGUCUGCGUCUGAGGGAUCGUUUAACGGGUAA
Fusarium vanettenii 77-13-4 is the source of this 1923-nucleotide messenger RNA. RefSeq lists its product as uncharacterized. Gene Ontology annotation, molecular function: DNA-binding transcription factor activity, RNA polymerase II-specific; DNA binding; zinc ion binding. The record is from RefSeq and is a predicted model, not a curated record. Bases 1 to 1923 code for a protein of 640 amino acids. NCBI's taxonomy places the organism in Eukaryota, Fungi, Ascomycota, Sordariomycetes, Hypocreales, Nectriaceae. Gene Ontology annotation, biological process: regulation of DNA-templated transcription; DNA-templated transcription. The transcript has 7 exons.